AUGCCGGGAUCUCCAGAUAUCAAAUCUGAGGAUUACUACAAGGUCCUCGGAGUAGAUCGGGGUGCUUCAGACAGUGAAAUUGCCAAAGCCUACAAGAAGCUGGCGCUGAAGUGUUCGGCAAAGCGGGCAUCCAGGGAGGUCCCGGAGGUGGAGCAGGAGGCCUUCUUUGGAGGAAACAACCCCUUCGGUGUCUUUGGCUUUGAUGAUGACGACAUGGGAGGUAUGGGAAUGGGAGGGCUCGGCGGCAGCGAAAUUCACGCCCGUCGGGCGUGGUUUUUACAUCGGACUGGUUUGGUCCCCUUGAAUACCACGGAACUUCGCCGCCUUCUGCGUCGACUGUCAAGCCAUCAUUCCAGGGACAGCAAGUUCCUGACAAAGAUCAAACUCAACAUCAUGGAGCAAGAAUUAUGGCCCUGGCGGUGCCAGCGUUGCCAAAGAAUCAAUCGCAAGAGUGCCACCAAGUGCGCCAUUUGCAAUGCGCACUGGACUACAGGCACCAGGCACAGUACGGAACCCAAGAAAUCGACAAAUCUGGACGAAGAGGCUGGAUGGUCGACAUGGGAAGAAUGGUCUUACAAAUGGGACGAAGACGAUGCAGCAUGGGGGUGGGAUUGGCAAAAACAUCGCCAACAAUCCCGCUCGCAAUCGCAGAGUACAACCAAAAGCAACAAGAGCAACUAUGGGGAGUCGCAAGAGACGCACCCACGAAAGCAGAAAGGCAAAGGCAAGGGCAAGGCCAAGCAAGGCAAAGACAAGGGGAAAGGGAGCACACCAUCGCCCUUUGCUCCUUUGACAGCAGAUGCACCGCCCUGGCCGUCUCUAGAGAGUCCAGUGGGCAAUUUGAUGCCGACGAUGACUCCUUUCUCCACUGCACAAGGAGUCGAAAACAUUGCGCAGAAGAAGGAAGUGGUCAGUGCUCUCAAAACAGCAUAUCCAGAUGCGGCUCAAAUGCCACAGGAAACAAAAGAAAUCAUCGAGAAGCUGGAGAAAGAUAUCGAUCGCCUCGAGAAAGAGAACUCGAAGGCGACAACCAAGAAUCUGCAUUCAGCCACCAAGGCUCUGGGGAAGGCCCAGAAGACUCUUGCGGAAACGAUGGAGUCAAAGAAGGUUCACCGUGCAAGGUGGACUCAGCAUGUGGCAGAAGCGGCAAAAACCUGGCAAGAUCAACUGCAUCAAUACCGGCAGCAGCAAGCAGCCCUGCAAGAAAUUGCGGUCAAAGCACGUGCGGACAUAGAAAGUGCCCGCGCAGCCAUUCAGGCUUUGUCAGCAAAAGCUCCUCAGGAGACACUGGCAGCUAUGACUCAGAUUGCACCGGUUACGGCAGAAACAGAAGAUGCAGCCAUCGAUCUGGAUCAGGAGGAAGAAUCAGUUCAAUAUCAACUGCAGACCGUCCUGCAGAGCUGCGCAGCAUCAUUGGGGAUCGAUGUACCGCAAGCUCAGCAGACAGCUGCUGGAGAUCAAAUGGACGAUGGAGAGACGGAGGUGAAUGCCACACGUCCCAAAAGAGCCCGCGCUUUGGAACCAUUUGGAGGAGUCUCUGUGCCUAUUGCUGCCUCCUCACCGGAUGGAAAGAAGCCGUGA
This is a messenger RNA of Cladocopium goreaui, 1581 nucleotides long. Lineage: Eukaryota; Dinophyceae; Suessiales; Symbiodiniaceae. The record is from the annotation of a GenBank genome assembly.